This is a messenger RNA of Somion occarium, 3187 nucleotides long. Lineage: Eukaryota; Fungi; Basidiomycota; Agaricomycetes; Polyporales; Cerrenaceae. The record is from the annotation of a GenBank genome assembly.
AAGUUAGCGAACAUGAUCGCGGGGGUUGACGCCAGACCACCAGACCAAAGUGUCCUCUCAAUUGUCAUGAUCCCUGAUAUCCCUGCUCAUUAAUGAUAAGGAUGCACCUUUCUCUCUUACCACGACAUUGAAAGCAACUUGAACCUGCCCGCCGCGUACGGAUCGUUCGCGGGAACACUUUACUGGGACGCCAGACAGGAUCAAGAAGAUGCAGUUAGGAGGAACACAAGCGAGAUCAAUACCUAUUGCUUGUAGAUUUGUAUCAACUGACCAAUGGCUCACGACGCAUGUCACCACAACCUGGACGGUCGGAGAGGUCAAGUCAUGGCUGCUCACCAAGUUUCUACCCUCAUCAUUCACCUCUGUCCCAUACAUUCCAAGGGCUAGGCCGUCACGUAAACGCAGACCAAUGUCGCCAAUUAGGUUUGCCGCAAGACAGCAAACUCAAUUCAAGUCGAAACGUACAGCGGAAGAGUAUUACCAGGAGGACGACUACGACCAGGACGAGGAUGACCUCGAAGAAGACUUCCUGGAGGCACAGAAAUUUGUUGCUCCUCGUCAAUCUGCCUCCCUCACUCAUUUGAUACCCAAGCAGAGUGUUUCAUCGGAGCUAUCCUCUCAAGGAAGGGAACCGAACUGUGUGGAUCCCGCAUCCUACAGCCUCGUUUCCUUCUCGACCGGCCAGCUCUUAGAAGAUCGCUGUGCCCUUGACUUAUACUCCAUACAACCUUACGAGCUGCUCGAGCUUCACAAUCAGCCUUUCAUAGUGAGGUUGCCUAGAGAGGUUCCUGGACAAUAUAUUGAGCCAUACUAUGAAGCUCGAGUACGGGCUUUGAAAUGUGUAGGCAAAGCUACGGAGGAACCUGACCCAUCUAUUCAACGAAUGGAUCCUGAGGGCAGGGUUUCGCAUCAAGAACCUUCAGGCGAACCCUCAACAGCCCGGCGAGACAGGUCCCAUCGAAAGCGUCGUUCUAAGCUUGAAUGGCACGAACGUUGGGUUCUAAUACAUCAGGGUCUAUUCCAUUUAUGCAGAGGACGUAGCGGCUACAAAUCUUCUCACACAUCGUCUUUAUCUUCUCUUCUCGCCGUUAUGGGUCGCGAGCAACUUCAAAAUAUCGAGCGUACAUCAAGCAGCAAGCCUGCGUCUUUAUCACAAUUGCAAUUUUCCUCUUCUCCGAGUCUCACUACUCCGGACACAGAACAGACAGAGUCAUCUGAAGCCAAGUCUAAUUGGGUCGUGUGUCUCAAAUUCCACACGAAGGACAAGCACAUUCGAAAUGCGAAGCCGAAACCGAGCCUACCGGAGGUGGGCUGGUGGCGACGAGGGUCGAGAGAUGCUAACUCGGGCUGGAGUGAUCCUCCUGCUGAGGGAUGGGGGAACUCAAGGCAGGGUGGUCCUGAAGAUGAACCUCUAGAUGAUGCCAAAGAGAAAGACAAGGAAGAUAGUGUUAUUUGGAUCAUGUUGGACAUGCUCAACGAAGACGCCUUUGAGAAUAUCCUUCGCCUUUUGCACAGGGAGGCACCACCACUGACAUCGUCCACCUUUCUGUCGGACAUUAACCUUGACGACGAAGAUGACAUACCGCCGUCACCCAUCUUAUUUGCUCCCAGAUACUCCAGAAGACGUUCAACGUCUGAAUCCCCACCUCCACCGGAGUCUUCGCCACCACGUUCCUUACGCCCUGAACCUGACCCACCCUCGAAGCCGGUACCAUAUCCUGCAUGGCGCAUUAACCUACUGAACCGUGCCAGGCGCGCGGGGUUGGGUGAUGUGGGGAAAGCGAUGGAGUGUAUGCUCUUUGACUGGCACAACGAUGAAGAUGAGUCAACGGUCGAGCCGGGCACCUUUACACGAGGCCGACAACCUGGGAAGACUAAGUAUGUCAGCGAACGGGAACACAAAAAUGUCAAGUACCAGCAGGGAGUCGUCCUUGACGAUGAUAGCAGCGGGAGCUCAGAAGAGAGUGCGAGUGAGCAAGAAUGGCUGGGAUGGCUAACAGAGGCGAACCGGAGGCGCAAAGCGGAAAUGGAAAGGGCUCAUGAAGGGGAUAGUGGGAUUCAAUGGGAGACGACAUGGAACUCGCGUAACAACUUGGCGCCGCAAGGCGACAGUGGGUCUCAUACGCAGGAGUCAGGAGCAAGUUCGCCGAGGACCGAUUUGCUCAAUCUGGACGGCGUGGACUCAAUGUUGGCAGCUGAUACAAGCCCUCAUCUUGCCACCUACUCGUCUGUUGAUUCAUUAGUGAAGCGUACUGUCAAGCGGUCUGACUCAAAGAACAGGCCCUCAUCUCCUCAAGGUAUACCGCGCAUCAGACCUCGUUCACCUCUAUCGGUGGAGUUGGAUGACGAUGUACAUAUCGAAUACGAAGAAGAGGAAGGUGCUCCUAAUAACUACGUGUCUUAUAACUCCAACUUCACCUACCCCGAGUCGCACACACUUCGGACACAGCAAUCGGAACCGGUUCUCGCGCAUUCUAAACCUUUUAUACAUCCUCCUCCGCAGAGGAUGCCCAUGCCGAUAUCGAUGGCCAUGACCCAAAUUACCAGUAGCACCGUCAGUGUAGGACCUGCUGCUAGAGCAGAAUCCAGCCGAAAGGGACGACGAAGAAGCACGUUGAUGCCUGUGAAAAUGCCAGGUACAUCUAAUACAGAGAAAUCAUCUAGUCGCAAUGCAACGGUAAAGGACGAAAAACUAAAAGCACAGUCUACGUCCUUUGGUAACUUGCUUCGACCCAAGCUAAGGCUCCCGGCACCGUUCGCGUCAGGUGGUACGCCUUACUCGAGAGUCACGCCUGUGUCACCCAAGAGCUCAGAGAGUUAUGACAGCUUGAAAUUUGCUACACCUCCAGGAAGUGAUGAUUAGAAGGGAUAUUAUGAGUAGGGAUGGAGACCCGACUUAAUAGGUGACCGUCGCAGGCGCGGGAGUCCGUGUAUAUACGUUCAAUCGUUCGCAGUGUAUUCUUUUGUAGAUCUUGGUUUAGUUUAUCCGUCCGUUUGUAAUUAGUAUAUGUAGUAAUACACGUUUUGGUAUAUAAUCUGUUACUCUGCUGCUCUUCAUACAGGGGACGCCCUAACUCAUGAUGUCCUUUGACACCUGCGUCGAAACAGGCAAAGAGAGGCGUCAGAAACUCCUGCAGCAGACAAGGAGUAGCUGUGUACAUCUAGGUAAGAAAAGGAGCAGAAAAGG